Penicillium malachiteum is the source of this 1470-nucleotide messenger RNA. Its product is annotated as MFS transporter. Lineage: Eukaryota; Fungi; Ascomycota; Eurotiomycetes; Eurotiales; Aspergillaceae. Bases 1 to 1470 code for a protein of 489 amino acids. Gene Ontology annotation, molecular function: transmembrane transporter activity. Gene Ontology annotation, biological process: transmembrane transport. The transcript is spliced from 4 exons. The record is from RefSeq and is a predicted model, not a curated record.
AUGAUACCUCUCGAUCUUGAAUCUGAGGCCCAGCCUAUACAAGAAUCCAAACCUGAGGACUUUCAGGCCUUCAAGGUUAAUUUUGAGAAGGGUGAUCCUAGAAAUCCCAAAAACUUCAGCACCAGAUACAAAAUAUGGAUUGUCUUUCAGAUGAGCUUACUCGCCAUAAAUGGAGCUCUGGGAUCAUCCAUCAUAUCUCCAGGAUCAGCACAGAUUGCCGCGUAUACGAAUAUCAGCAGUGAGCUGACAUCUCUUACAGUGGCCCUGUUUGUGCUGGGAUGGGCGUUUGGUCCAAUGAUCUGGGCAUCCAUUAGUGAAACCUAUGGCCGUCGACUUGAUAUGCUUCCUGCAGUCUUCAUCCUAGGGAUUCUCAGUGUGGGUACUGCAGUGAGCAAGAAUGCAGCAGCUAUUUUCCUUACGCGAUUCUUUGGUGGGAUCUUUGCAUCGGCACCAAUCAGCAAUGUACCUGCAGCUUUAGGAGAUAUCUUCUCUCCAGCAACAAGAGGCAAUGCCAUGACUUUUGUGACUCUUUGUAUCACAGGUGGCCCGACUAUUGGACCUAUCAUUGGUUCAGCCUUGACCUAUAACCACCAUUUAGGAUGGCGCUGGACAGAGUACAUCGAGGCCAUUAUCUCUUUUUCCCUCUUUACUCUAUGUGUAUUUUGUCUGCCAGAAACAUACCCUCCAGUCCUUUUGAAGCAGAAGGCUCAACAUCUACGCAGGGAUACAGGAGAUGGGCGCUAUUGGCAUCCUCAUGAAAAUGAAAAAAUCAAUAUACAUAACAUUGUCACUAAGCAUCUUGCUCGGCCACUACGAAUGCUGUUCACCGAGCUAAUAGUCACAAUGCUUGCUCUCUACGCCUCAUUCACCUACAGCCUGAUUUACCUGACCCUCGAACUAUUUCCGAUUGUAUUCGAAGAAGAUCGACAUUGGAGCCCGAUCAUAUCAACUCUCCCCUUCUUAUCAAUUUUAGUCGGCGUUAUCUGCGCUGUGUUUUUCAAUUUUGCAAAUCAACCGCGCUACAAGCGGGCUGUGAAAGAAAACCAAGGAAAGGCAGUACCCGAGGCACGCCUACCACCUAUUAUCAUUGGAGGGAUUUUCUUAUCCCUGGGUCUAUUUUGGUUUGGUUGGACGGCAGCUCCAAAGUACCCUUGGCCAUCGUCCGUCGUCGCCGCUGGUUUCAUCGCGGCAGGGUUCAACAUUGUUUUCCAGCAGUGUUUGAAUUUCUUGGUCGAUACAUAUGGUCCUUUUGCUGCCAGUUCAGUAUUUGCGAACACGAUAUUUCGCUCCGUUCUAGCGUGCGCGAUGCCCAUUGCUGCACGACCCAUGUUUGAGGGUUUGGGUCUCGGACCUGCAGCUAGUGUCUUGGGUGGAAUAUCUUGUUUAGCAUUACCUAUUCCCUUUCUGUUAAUGAAAUAUGGGGCAGCAUUGCGGAGUAUAUCACGAUUGAUCCCGGCAGAAGAUACGUAA